Trypanosoma cruzi is the source of this 585-nucleotide messenger RNA. RefSeq names its product mucin TcMUCII, putative. Lineage: Eukaryota; Euglenozoa; Kinetoplastea; Trypanosomatida; Trypanosomatidae. The record is from RefSeq and is a predicted model, not a curated record. The coding region runs from base 1 to 585 and encodes 194 amino acids. The transcript has a single exon.
AUGAUGACGUGCCGUCUGCUGUGCGCCCUGUUGGUGCUCGCCCUGUGCUGCUGCCCGUCCGUGUGCAUGACAACAAGUGAAGAUACAGCUGGCAAAUCUGGAAAAGAUUCCGUUUCGACAAAUUCUAAGCCAGACGGAAAAGGUCUUGUGACGGAAUCGCUAAGUACAACUUCUCUUCCUCGGCCAGAGACACACAGUGAAGUGAGAGGGACGGAAAAGUCACAUGCAACGGCUACAAUAACCAAAACGCCCCAGUCACAAAAUACUUCCAAUAAUACACAGGAUCUAGAUGAUGGGAACUCUAAUGAACGGAAAGAACAUACGAAUACCGUUACGGCAAAUGAACAAAAGAAGGCCGCCGCACCAACAACGACCACCACGACCACCACAAAGGCACCAACCACGACGACGACCACAACUACAACACAGGCAACAAGUACUACGACUACAGAGGCGCCAACCACGACGACCACCCGCGCACCGUCUCUUCUCCGCGAAAUCGACGGCAGCCUCAGCAGCUCUGCGUGGGUGUGUGCCCCGCUGCUGCUCGCCGUAUCCGCGCUGGCGUACACCACUGUGGGCUGA